AUGGCCGCGCCGGGGGCGGAGACGGAGGUGCCAAGGUGGUAGGCCAGUGGGUCCUCGCUCGGCCUUUCUUUCAGGCCCUGCGGGUUUCACGGAAGUAACGCGCGUCUGUAGACAACAAAUGAACAUAGCCUUUUCUCGCCGUGGACACGAGGACGUUCAGAUAGAGCCUGUGCUCUAGAGGCAAUCCCAGCAUUUCGCCGCGCGACCCCGGAAGGGCUGCACAGUAAGGGGGGCCUCAGCGCUCUGACAGAGGCGCGAGGCCAGACGAGCAGAUCCCCUCUGUUCGGACGGGUGAGACACGCCCUCCAUGCCUGCGGGCGCGGGGAGGCGUGGCCUCCUUCUAGGCCGCCACCUCUGCUGGCUGCUCUGCGCUUUCUCGCUCAAACUCUGCCAAGCAGAGGCUUCAGAGCCAGAGGAGAAACUGUCAGUAAACACCUCGAAUUUGCCGUGCUGGCUGGUGGAAGAGUUUGUGGUGGCAGAAGAGUGUGCUCCAUGUUCUAAUUUCCGGACUAAAACCACCCCUGAGUGUGGUUCCACAGGGUAUGUAGAGAAAAUCACAUGCAGCUCAUCUAAGAGGAAUGAGUUCAAAAGUUGCCGCUCAGCUCUGAUGGAGCAACACUUAUUCUGGAAGUUUGAAGGGGCUGUCGUGGGUGUGGCCUUGGUCUUUGCUUGUCUUGUCAUCAUUCGUCAGCGACAGUUGGACAGGAAGGCCCUCGAAAAGGUCCGGAAGCAAAUCGAGUCCAUAUAGCUACAUUCUACCCUUUCGUCUUGGAUCUCAGAGACCCUGUCUCUGACAGAGAAAGUGAGACGGACUGAUUUGCACCCUUGGUUUGGAGCCUUGUGGUGGUGUCCCCUUCUCCUAUAUUCCUCUUUCAGAUCAUUAAUGAGUGAAUAAAAAGAGUAAAAUAGUU
Otolemur garnettii (small-eared galago) is the source of this 911-nucleotide messenger RNA. It is a transcript of the gene JTB, whose product is annotated as jumping translocation breakpoint. The record is from RefSeq and is a predicted model, not a curated record. Gene Ontology annotation, biological process: mitotic cytokinesis. NCBI's taxonomy places the organism in Eukaryota, Metazoa, Chordata, Mammalia, Primates, Galagidae. The transcript has 5 exons. Gene Ontology annotation, cellular component: centrosome; spindle; membrane. The coding region runs from base 308 to 748 and encodes 146 amino acids.